Molecule: messenger RNA, 1359 nt
Organism: Histoplasma capsulatum G186AR
Lineage: Eukaryota; Fungi; Ascomycota; Eurotiomycetes; Onygenales; Ajellomycetaceae
Product: RNA methylase
Exons: 4
Coding region: 1-1359 (452 amino acids)
Biological process (GO): methylation
Cellular component (GO): cytoplasm
Molecular function (GO): nucleic acid binding
Source: RefSeq, a predicted model, not a curated record
AUGGAGUAUUUGAUUCGCUUCGCACAAGUCCACGAGUCGUUUCGAAAGCCGGAGAUUGAAUCUCUCGCGGCGCUCGUUGGGACCAAUAAAGAUUACCCGCAGAAAGAGAAAAUAGAACCUACCCUUCCCUGUUAUUUUUACGACUCUAAUCCUAACUCUUCCCCGCAGACACCAUUUGCCAUUGUUAAACUCCAAGAUGAAGCUGUUGCGAGAGCAGUCAUAGCUCGCAGUGUCCUUGCAAAGGGCAUAUAUGAGAUCUGGGGACAAGGCCAAACAUAUGAAGACCUCCAUUCAGAUAUCAGUAAGCGGACUGCAGCGCGAUGGAGCGACUUCAAAGACAAGUCAUUCAAAUUCUCCGUAGACUCAUAUGCCGGGAAACGCUCAGCAGAGGAGAAAACUCAAAUAAUCCAUUCAUUCGCCUACAUGGAUUUUCAAGGCCCUAUCAGAAUGACUGACCCGGACGAGGAGUUCUGUUUAUUCGAGGAAUACCCACGCCGCCCAGUAAAGCCAGGAGAAGCCCGCCCUGACCCAAACGUGAUCUAUUUCGGUAGGUGGAUUGCAUGCGGGAGCAGAGAUGUUAUAGAUAAAUAUGACUUGAAGAAACGAAACUAUAUUAGUACCACGUCGAUGGAUGCUGAGUUGACGCUGGUCACAGCAAACAUGGCACUGGCAGCGCCAGGAAAAGUGUUCUUUGACCCCUUUGUGGGGACCGGGAGCUUCUGUGUUGCCAUGGCGCAUUUUGGAACUCAUGCGUUGGGUUCUGAUAUUGAUGGGCGCAGCUUCGGUGGUAAAGAGAGGCAAAAGGGCAAAUCCAUGGGUCUCGUCUCGAACCUUGAACAAUACGGCAUACAGCAGUAUUUUUUGGAUGCUUUUAUUUCAGACCUGACCAACACGCCAGUCAGAACGACGCAGUUUCUAGAUGGCAUCAUCUGCGACCCUCCGUACGGCGUUCGAGAAGGAUUGAAGGUUCUGGGAAGCAAGGAUGACGGGUACAUCGCACCCAAAAGGCCCUACAGCUUCGACGCAAUGCUAGACGAUAUCCUCGACUUCGCGGCCCGCACCCUUGUCCCAGAUGGGAGGAUUUCUCUUUGGAUGCCCACUGCCAAUGAAGAUGAUGUAGAACUUGAAAUCCCAAGCAAUCCGCAUCUAGAACUUCUAAGCGUCUGCGUGCAACCUUUUGGCCACUUACUUUGCAAAAUCCAAACCAUCCCCUCAAGAAUAGCUCUGAGAAUAAUGCAACACAAUGAAGUCACCGAGGGGGCCAUCAUUCUCGACGCUCAUUCCCAUGGCCUCGGUAAUACUCUCCUGCCUAUUGACUAUUACUGGAUGACGAGGAACCAGUCCAUGAUUAAUUUAUAG